GUCACAGGGGACAAACUCAUUCUCCACCCACAAAAAGUCCAUUGGCUGUUUUAGCAGCUCUGUUGUGUUGGGAUGAAUAUUUCUCAUCAUCAUUUGCCCUAGUUCAUCAGGAUCAGUCUAUAGCUGGAAGCCUCAACACAGCCGACUCACUUUACAGCUAACAAUCUUGUCAGGUAUGGAGAUCUCUUUCAUUUGUGUAUUGUCAUAGAUGUAAUAUAUCCAUGCUUCAUACCUACGGCAUUUUUAGUCCGCUGUUCAAUUUGAGUACUACGUUUGUUUUUUUGUUCUCUGAAUGUAAUAGUUUGUGAAAUCACGUUGAUACUACUACAUCAUUAGGAUCCGAGGUGAAACCAUGAGGGUGCUGUUGGGUGUCAUCAUGUGCACCGUGGUGCUUCUACUGUCCCUAAGGAGCUGUGCUGCGGGUAAUACGCUGUUUAAUGUACAUCUUACUGUGCUUAGAAACCCAGUUAGUGCUUUGUCUGUUUGUCUGUCACUAAAACAAGCAAAACUGUGUAAAACAGGAAUCUUGACGUGCAUGUGAUUCACCAUAACCUGGUCCCAAUGCUGUUAUUGUCAAGCCAAACAAUCUGGCCUCAAAGCAAUGCUCAAUCAUUAAUGACCACUAAUGAGGUCGAGAAUAAAAUAGAGGAUUUGUUUGGUAUGACAAUAAGUGACUAGAAGUUGGCAUCAGGGGCAGACAUAGCAAUUUGGGGGCCCAUUUCAAAUUCUAUUGAGUGGCCCCCUAACACCCAAAGGAGACAUUUCCCCCAUACAUUUACUCCUUGAUUAUUAUUAUUAUCCCACAAUUGAAAUGUUUAUGCAUAGGCCUUAUAAAUCUGUUGAAUUAGUGACUAACUGACAUUUGUGUAAAUCAGUCAGUGUAAAUCAAUCAAUCAAUCAGUCCCCUGGGCAGCUGACGUACCAUUUCAUUUGAAACCUACGAAACAUAGCUAAGUCCACCUCUGAUUGGCAUGAUAACAGAAACAGACCGUCACUCAGGCUAGAUUCACGAGAAAACAUGAGAAAAUGUAAAAAGACUGUAACCGGUCGAUGCACUUGUGUGGUGGCAGUGUGGCAGUGUAUAUGCUUAUUUUGGUGCCAGACUCCUCAUGUUCUCUCUGCUUGACCUGGUAGAGUUUCUUAGGGCUUGACGAGUUAUCAAUGAGGAGACUGUCAGCUGGGCAUGGCAUCAAAGAGAGGGGCCGCAUCCUGUCUGGCAUACACACAUCACUCUGAUAGAAAAAGAAGCGAGCCAGCUGACAUGCUCACAAAAAUGGUAAUAAAUCAAUUCAAUGCAACAAACAAGGAGCCUUGUGUUUAAGUGUAGCCUAAAAGUGACAGGGCCCAUGAAGAGCUUGUAUGGGUGUCACAUUUUGAAUAGGAGGAGCUGAUGUGUGUCAGGAUCGCCCUAUGGUAUUGAGGGAGCCCUGAGGCCUUAGCCUGAAUCAAGGCUUUUGAUACUCUUUGACUGCCCUCCCACCCCACAGUGCCAUGGCUUUGUGAUUGCUUGAAAUAACUCACAAACUGGAUUAUGGCUGUAAAUAGAUCUUGGGGGUUUUGAACACUUUCAAGAGGGAAAGGAGAGUGGCCAGCUCUCUGGGAUGCCGGAAACCAGUUGUGAUGACUAAGAAGGCAUCAAUGCACCCCCAACUGGCAAGUGUCUUCACUGACAUUUUUAACCUCUCCCUGACCGAGUCUGUAAUACCUACAUGUUUCAAGCAGACCACCAUAGUCCCUGUGCCCAAGAAAGCAAAGGUAACCUGCCUAAAUGACUACCGCCCCGUAGCACGCACAUCGGUAGCCAUGAAGUGCUUUGAAAGGCUGGUCAUGGCUCACAUCAACACCAUCAUCCCGGAAACCCUAGACCCACUCCAAUUUGCAUACCGCACCAACAGAUCCACAGAUAACGCAAUCUCAAUCGCAAUCCACACUGCCCUUCCCCACCUGGACAAAAGGAACACCUAUGUGAGAAUGCUGUUCAUUGACUACAGCUCAGCGUUCAACACCAUAGUGCCUACAAAGCUCAUCACUGAGAUAAGGACCCUGGGACUAAACACCUCCCUCUGCAACUGGAUCCUGGCCUUCCUGACGGGCCGACCCCAGGUGGUAAGGGUAGGCAACAACACAUCUGCCACGCUGAUCCUCAACACUGGGGCACCUCAGGGGUGAGUGCUUAGUCCCCUUCUGUACUCUCUGUUCACCCACGACUGCGUGGCCAAGCAUGACUCCAACACCUGAUCACCGGCUCCUUAACAGCUUCUACCCCUAAGCCAUAAGAUUGCUGAACAAUUAAUGAAAUGGCCACCCAGACUAUUUACAUUGACAGCCACCCCCACUCGCUGUUUAUUAUCUAUAGUCACUUUACCCCUACCUACAUGUACAAAUUACCUCGACUAACCUGUACCCCCGCACAUUGACUCAGUACCGGUACCCCCUGUAUAUAGCCUCGUUAUUGUUAUUUUAUUGUGUUACUUUUUAUUUAUUAAAUAUUUUCUUAACUCUAUUUCUUGAACUGCAUUGUUGGUUAAGGGCUUGUAAGUAAGCAUUUUACGGUAAGGUCUACACCUGUUGUGUUCGGCGCAUGUGACAAAUACAAUUUGAUUUGAUUUGAUUUACCUCUCACUAUCUGCAAAGGGGUCACUGACUCAGGGUAUGAGGGCUAAAGAUGGCCACAGCACAAAGAGCUCUUUGAAUCCGCCUGCUGAAUUUGUAAGGCACUCCAAUUGCACUCCAAAUGAAAGAAAAACAUUUGUGACUCAGUGAUGUUGAGCCAGUGGGACCAGAAAGACGCUUUGGCAAUGCUUCAAUGCCGAUGAAGGUCUGCCGGUGCCCUUUCCUCUCUCUGUUCAGUGUGUCAGCAUGUACGUUGUUGUCCUCGUGUAUAUGCCUUUAUUCAGUUGAAAUGACAUAUUGAUGCAUUGAUGUAUUUAGAAAGCACUCACAAUGCUCCGCUGUUGGAGAUGCUGUGAAUCAUAAUUGAUUUACCUAAGGAUGUCAUUGGCCAUGUUCAAAUGCAACUUAAAUUAGUUUAUCUUCCUCUUUGAUUUGGAUGUGGGUGAAUCAAGAUAACCUCUAUAUCUCACUAAUAUAUAUUUUCCUCUAGCAAUGCGACCAGACUUGACAAUCACUACAAUAAAGGUAAUUAAAGGGUGCAUGUUUCUGUCACUCUACUUUAUUCGCUGCAACCAUUUUCUACUCAAUUACAAACCAUUUGCUGCUUUAUAAAUAUGACUGAUGAUGAUUCAGAAGUCGGAAUGGUUCUUCUGUGCCUCAUCCUUCAGCAAGAUCCAUACACCAUAUCCAAAGGCUCUCAGCUGGAAGGUUACUGCAUGGACCUGCUGUCUGAGCUGGCAAAGAAACUGGACUUUAAAUACAACGUGCACCUGGUGAAAGAUGGGUCCUAUGGCAGGCAGGAUGAGAGUGGGGCCUGGAAUGGGAUGAUUGGAGAGGUGGUGAGAAAGGUGAGGAAAGCUAACAUUUUCAUAGAUAAGUGAUUACAGUGCUGAACAACUGCUCACAUGUCUGCUUAAGAUGAAUAAUGUCCAUUCUAAUGUGACUAUAACCAUGUGGGAAGUUAUUAAUCCAGAUAAAAAGCAAAUGUAAAAUAUAAAUAUAUAUUCGUAUCCCUGUAGGAGGCAGACCUGGCGAUUGCUCCUCUGACCCUCACUGCUGCCCGGGAGAAGGCUGUAGGGAUGACCAAACCCUUCAUGCAGACAGGCAUCAGCAUUCUCCUGAGGAAAGACAUCUCAGUAGAGGCUGGCUUCUUUGACUUCCUGAUCCCCUUCUCAGUAGAGACCUGGGUGGGGAUCCUCGCUGCAUACCUGGGGACCGCUAUCUCCAUCUAUGUAGUAGCCAGGUGAAUUAUUGUUGUGAUAAAGUUUCAUCAGAAAAUACAUUUAUCAUGUACUAAGCCUGGAGGGAGCCUUUGACAAGUAGAAUUGAAAGACUGUUAAACAAACCUUUUCAAACACAGACUCAGCCCAUGUGAGUGGAGGCAACCCCAGACUGAGGAGAACAGCUUCACUGUCAGCCACAGUCUGUGGUACACCGCUGGAGCCCUCACUCUACAGGGUAACUAACAGGGAUUUAACCAGGCAUUUCAACCAAUAGCUUACCCACACCAAUACAACAGCACAAGAGCUGUGUAUGGUCUGUGUAGUUUGGUGUUCUGAUUUAGUAUUGUUUCUUCUUAUUCUCAGGUGCCGGUCCACACCCCAAAGCAUUAUCAGGACGCAUAAUUUGCUGCAGCUGGUGGUUGUUUAGUCUGGUCCUGUUGGCCUGUUAUUUCUCCAACCUCAGCACCUCUCAGGGCUCAGACUCCAAUCAACUGAUGGUGAAAGGGUUUGAGGACUUGGCCAACCAGCAAGGGAUUGAGUAUGGGACCCUGUCUGGCUCCUCCACACUUGCUUUCUUCAAGGUGAGGCCAGUGCACCCUGCCACACCCCAUUCCCUCCUAUCCCCCUCUUUUUCCCUUCGCUCUUUGCCCUCAAAUGAUUAGGCUCACGUGUCAGUGUCUCAGUUCUGUCAGUUCUCUCAGCAGCAUACUGACUUUCUCUUCCUCUCUGUCCAUGGUUUUAUUUUCCAACGUGUAGAACUCUAAUAACCCAACCUACCGCAGGAUCUAUGAGCACAUGGAGAGAGCCAAGAGUUUUGUGUCAUCAAUGGAUGAGGGUGUUCGCCGGGCAAAGGAGGGCAACUUUGCCUUCAUUGGAGAGUCUGUGUUACUGGACUUGGUGGUGGCUCGUCACUGUGAGCUGGUCCGUGUUCAUGAGGUCAUCGGCAUGAGAGGGUACAGCAUCGCAGGCACCCUGGGUGAGCCACAAAUCUAGGGAGUGAGAUAUCAUAUGGCAACACAUAUUGACUGAAACCUCUGAACUGUAUUUAUAUGUGAUAAUGUUCUUACACUCGCCACAUUCAUGCGACACAAAUACUUUCUCUAACAAGCCAGCUGAUGUGCAAAUGGUACUGUUUGUGUCAUCCAGGCUCUCCCAUGCUGAAGAACCUCAGUGUGGCCAUCCUGGAGCUGAGUGAGGCAGGGGAGUUGGCUUACCUGCGCAGUAAAUGGUGGGCCAGCAGUUGCAUGGCAGACCCAGCCAAGGUUUCCCCUCUGCAGCCCCACAGCCUGAAGGGCAUGUUCCUGGUGCUGGCCCUGGGCCUGGGGCUGGGGGUGCUGCUGGCUGUCCUGGAGCUCACCGCCAAGUCCCGGAGCAAUGCUGCGGAGCAGAGGGUGAGCGACACAUACGCACGCACUCACACAGUCUAACACUUAGACUUUCACUGCUGGUUUAAUUAAGAGUGGUGGAUUGUGGGAAUAUUCAAUAUGAAUAGAUAAGCAUAUUGCCUGGUCAAGAUUGCUCUACAUAUCGCUCCAAUUUGCUCCCCACAGAAAUCAUAUUGCACAGUGUUGUCUGAUGAACUGAGUCAGCGCUUGAGGACCACCACCACCAACAAGAAGAGAAACCAGGAAACUGCAGACAAAGACAAAGCAUGAGUAGAAAUGAUAGUAGAGACACUAUUAUAUAUGGCCUAACAAAGCAAAUGUCACUAUGCAGGUCUUGACAUGAGUUUGGUUCUAGAUACGUUUUUGAACCACAAAGAAACACUGUGUAUCAGAAAUGCUUACAGACUAUUUCCAGGCUGUUAUAUGAUAUUUGUUAAUUAACAGAGUAAUAAAUAACAUACUAAAGAGGUGGAGUAAAUUAACAAUACUACAGUAUUAUGUUUAAGAUAUUUUAUUGAGAAAAACAACAUGUAUAUUUACUGUUACAAAUUAUUUCACGUGUACUGAUUUAGAAAGAUUUAAGAGCGGUGCAAAAAUAGAAAUUAAACAUGAAGGUCCAAGUCAAGUCAUCUGUAAAUUAUGAAAAAUAAUUAGUUUCAAAGAGUUUACAUUUCAGUACUUUUGAUCAGCACAAAUACUGAGAGCAAUAUAUUACUGUUAUUAAUUAAAUUAUGCAGUUAUUCAUUUUAAAGUAGAUUAGACAUUUACAUAUU
Coregonus sp. 'balchen' is the source of this 5994-nucleotide messenger RNA. The record is from the annotation of a GenBank genome assembly. NCBI's taxonomy places the organism in Eukaryota, Metazoa, Chordata, Actinopteri, Salmoniformes, Salmonidae.